Messenger RNA from Onychostoma macrolepis, 2121 nucleotides. Its product is annotated as TLR adapter interacting with SLC15A4 on the lysosome. The record is from RefSeq and is a predicted model, not a curated record. Gene Ontology annotation, biological process: regulation of toll-like receptor signaling pathway. Lineage: Eukaryota; Metazoa; Chordata; Actinopteri; Cypriniformes; Cyprinidae.
GAAUAAUGAAUGUAGGUGAUGCAGCAUUUUGUCACCGACCAUUUAGCCGAUUAACCACCACUAUGUGGACGGGUGUUCAAUCUACAUGUACAACUGUGGUUUGAAUUACAUUGGUAUUGGGGAAAUGAAGACUCACUGUUACACAACAAUCCAAAAAGCUGCAGGUGCAAAUGUUGGUUUUAGGGGAAAUAUGUGGUCUAUAGGGACAUUUUUUCAUUCUAAUGAAACUGCAAAAUAUAACAGCUGCAUGAAGUAGUGUGAGAGAGUUUAAGAGAAAAAGAAUUACAGAUUACAACAAUGUGCCAAUAAAUACCCAGAAUAGGACCAUGGUCCAUCACCUAUUAGCACAGACAGUCCUUUAAUUCACUAAAGUUAAUAUACUCUCAAUUAUGGAAAUUACCAAUGACCCCCUCUUAAAAGACAGGAAGUCUAGGGGAAACACAGCAAAGGGAGUGGGGUGCACUUGUCUGAGGUGUGUGGAAAUACUCUUAAACUGUUGAUGGCUAUAGCAUAUUACACAAAUUGCACAGCUCAUUGAAGUCUAUUAUAAUGAAUAUAAUGAGCUUGCAUCAUGAGAACAGGCAUGCAUAAAUGCACAUAAAUGUGAUUCCAAAUUUACAUGGAAAACAGAAUCUCGACAUACUUUCACUUCCUCCCUCAGUGGAGCAUAAAACUGAACAACUAUAGCAUAACUUUCACUUACAGUGAAAUAAAAACCAUUACAGCAGUGCAUAAAACAGCAGAGACUCAGAGAAAGAGACAGAACUGCACAGAACCACCGCAGAUCAACAAUCAAAAAUUCUUCAGUAGAAAAAAGAUGUUGUGUGAAGGUAAGCUGUGGAGUUUGGUGUUUGAAGCUGAUCCAGAGUGUGUAAAUCCUCCUACGUGCUGCACGGUCACAGCACCAUCAUCGUCUCCACCGAGUCACCUCCUCUCAGCACAAAGCCCUGUCCACUCAUCCCUAGAGAAUACAACCCCCAAGACCCAGCGGAGCGAUGCCCAUCCUUCCCCCACGGACCCUGCAGCAGGACGGCAAUUCGCCAUAGGUGUGGAUAUCCCCAGGCAUGCGGACGCCACAGAAACAGAGGCCUUUUUGGUGCCCUCAAGCUGCCACAGCAUCUGCCAGCAUUACAGCGAUUUACACAUUGCUGGUGGCCAGGUGCUGCCACUCAGCCCCAGCGCAGGGGAUGUACAGGGCAAUCUCAUUCAGGACCCCCAGCCUGGGCCCUUCCUCCUGUCUGGGGAUGUUCCCUCCCCCUCCCUCCUGCCUCCUCUGGUCCACGAGUACAGAAAUUCGAGGCGCUGGAGGGAAGAAAGCGGGCGCGAGCGUCCCUCUCUUCUGCAAUUCGGCCGGCCUCUCUCUAACUCACAGCUCAACGGCUACCUGGAACAGAAGCUUUUGGAGCUGUACACGCAGUACCUGACCGAGGGAACGGUGGUGACCAGGCCCGUCAUGGCCUCUGAGCUUCUGCAGACCAGCCUGGACCAGAUGACUCUCCAGUUGAGCCGUGAGCAGAACAUGGAGACUACUCGGGCCAAAGACAUGCUGCUCAGCUGCCUGCUGAGAGUCACCAGCAGUUACCAGUCCAGCGAGAUCAGCACUCCUCUACUGCAGAUCUCCACUGAGACAAAGUGAGUUUGAUAGUGGGUAGAGAUGAAAAGACAGAGGAGAAAAAAACUUUGUGGCAGCGAGACCAAAGAGAUGGACUUUCAUGUGUAAUGUGUAACAUGUAAUAGUUUGAAACUAGCAUGUUAAUCAGUGAUUAUGGAAAUGGUAAAGUAAUAGUAAUUCUGAAAAUGCAAAUUAAAUACUAUCUGUAAUUCAAAUGGUGUUGAUUAUUUGGGUUGCCACAAUCAUUUAAAGUCUGGAUGAAUAAAUGAAUAAAAUGAACAUAAAAUAAUUUGCUAAGUUUUAAAAGGUCUGAUUGUUUUACCUAAAAAACACUAUGUAUAUCAAUGUUAUUUAAUGUAUAAUUAUAGCAUUUUUGCAUGUUCAGUUUUCAUUUAAUUUGAGUAAUUUUAAGUUCUUGUGUUAUAAUUAUUAGUUUUUUAACAUUUCUAUAUACCCUUAAUUUAUUAUUUCUGUUUUAGAAAUUUAAGUAUAUAUUUUAAUUGGUGCUG